AUGGCAAACAUCCACUUUGCCAUGUUUAGCGGGGUCGUUUGGCUGGCCUAUCUAAUGGCUGAUUCAGUUGCCAUCUAUGCGCUCAGCAUAAUCACGAACAAGCUCACAAAGUUAGACAGCCAAAGUGUGGAUGCGGACACCCAGCUGAAUGCGUUCUGGGCGCCAUUCCUCUUGUUACACUUAGGAGGCCCCGACGCCAUCACAGCAUAUGCCCUGGAAGACAGUGAGCUCUGGUUGAGGCACUUGUCGGCACUAGUCACCCAAGCAGGAGUGACAUUUUAUAUCUUCCUCAUGGCAUGGACUGGCCAAAAGAUAUCCAUCCUCGCCAUUGUAGUGAUUCUUGCUGGGCUUGUCAAGUAUGGUGAAAGGGUUUAUGUGCUCUGGACUGCCAGCAGUGAGCAGUUCAGGGAAUCCAUCCCCAACCCGCCUCCUAAUUAUUCCAAGAUAAUGGAGCAACAUAAGUUGAUGAAGGCUGAGGGCUAUGAUGUCAUACCGCACGAAGUGAUCAAGAUCCGCAAUGUGAUUGAGGAAAACAUUGUGGAUGGUGCCAAUCUUUUGUCUCAAAGUCCUUAUAAGCGUGAGCAAGGAGCAUUGCUUGUGGCCAGAGACUUAGUUAAAAUAUUCCAACGCCUUUUCGCGGAUCUCCUGCUGAGUUUCGAGGAUCGUGACACAAGUGGUUCUGUGCUCAAAGAUAAGGAUCCCCUCACGGUCUUCAAGAUCAUCGAGAUUGAAUUGGGAAUCAUGUACGAUUUGCUCUACACAAAGGCCAAGGCAAUCCAUAUUAGUUGUGGCUUGGCUUGUCGCAUAAUUGGAUUGGUUUCAAUCAGCAUCGUAUUAGUACUCUUCAUCCUGAUCGGAAUUACUCAGUAG
Messenger RNA from Eucalyptus grandis, 870 nucleotides. RefSeq lists its product as uncharacterized. The coding region runs from base 1 to 870 and encodes 289 amino acids. NCBI's taxonomy places the organism in Eukaryota, Viridiplantae, Streptophyta, Magnoliopsida, Myrtales, Myrtaceae. The record is from RefSeq and is a predicted model, not a curated record. The transcript has a single exon.